AAAAAAAGGCCGGGUCGAGACGAGAAAUUGGGGGAAGGCCACCAGCGCCGUUCCGAUUCACCUCAAGCGUCGUUGUGCCCUACGAGAACGCCAGAAGACUUCGCCGGCGGCCGGCGUCCUGCGUCCGGUGAUGAGAGCGAUGGAGGACGGCACGGCCCCUCGCGAGCGACCUCCUGCUCAACAUCGCCCUUUGUUGGAUCACCGGAAGCGGAAGCACCAAGCCGAAGGCGGCCGCAGCGACCCUGCCCACAAUGCCAAGCGGCGGCGAACUGGCGGCCGUCCCGACGAUGGGGCUCGCCAAUGGGUCUUCUCCCCUCGAGACUUAUCCUCUUUCAAGGAGAGAAUGUUUAAGUUGGGACUUGCGGAAAAGGCGAAUGCAUAAGGAAUUAAGAUCAUAUAACCCAAGCAUUUUGUGCUUCCAGGAGGUUGACAAAUUUGAUGAUUUGGCUGAUCUUUUUCGCGAGGAUGGCUAUACUGGUAUCUAUAAGCAAAGAACUGGGGAAGCAACUGAUGGUUGUGCUAUUUUUUGGAAGGAGAAAGAAUUUACUCUUUUGUACCAAGAAGACAUAGAAUUCCAAAAGUUUGGUCUUCGGAACAAUGUCGCACAACUUUGCCUUUUAAAGGUAUCUCUCAAUCAAUCAAAUGAUCAGGUGGAUAAAGAUGCAGGUUCUGAAAUUGAGCCAGUGUCUUGUCGGACUUUACUUGUUGGCAACAUCCAUGUCUUAUUCAAUCCAAAUCGUGGUGAUAUCAAGUUGGGACAGAUGCGGGUGUUACUAGAGAGAGCAAAUACAUUGUCAAAACAGUAUGGCAACACUCCUGUUGUAAUUUCUGGUGACUUGAAUAGCACGCCAAAGAGUGCAAUAUGCCAGUUCUUAACUUCGAAUGAGCUCGACAUUCUUCAAUAUGAUCGGAAGAAUAUCUCUGGACAAAUUGAAUAUCCAGUAAGACAGAUGACCUAUGCUAUUCAGCAUGAUCGAUUCAGGUGCAUGGCAAGUCAGCAGAAGUUUAGAUGGAGUGAAGAAGAAGUCUGCCUUGCAUCUGGAAGGAGAGGAUGCACGCGUUUGCAGAACCCGCUAACCCUUUCCAGUGCAUAUCGAGGGGUUCCUGGUAAUCUCCACACAAGAGAUGAAAAUGGCGAACCUUUGGCUACUUCUUGUCACUCCAAGUUCAUGGGAACUGUUGACUACAUCUGGCAUUCUUCUGCACUAGUUCCUGUUGGGGUGGUUGAUACCUUAACAAUCAAAGUUUUACGAAGACUGAGAGGUCUUCCUAGUAAGAAAUGGGGUAGUGAUCAUCUUGCUUUGGUGUGUAAAUUUGCUUUCAUCGAUGAUGAGGCCAACGCUGCUAGUACUAUGGACAAUCAUUAGCUUAAGAUUGAUUGGUAAAAUAUUUUUUAUAAUGUUCUAUUUUUUUAUUUCUAUAUAGAUGUCAUGGCCAUUGUAAUCUUGCUUAUACUAUAUUUGCAGGUGCACUUGAGACUUGCUGGCUUCUCAUUUUCACAGUGUUGGCUGUCGUUGAGUCAGGGGUGGGGUGAUGUUGUACCAGGAUGGGAGUGGAAAUGACGAAAGGAUUAGGAACAUCUGGGAAGAAAAGACAAGGAGAGGGGAGUGGAAACCUUUCCGUACCCAAAAGGCUCCUCCUACAUAUGUGGAGUCUGCAUAGAAGCCUUACCUGUUUCUGUGACUUGAAUUUGGACUCUCAGUAGCACGAGACUCCUAGAUCAACAUUAUCAUUGUAUCAAAGUCUAGAUUUAAUUGCUCAUAAAAGAAAGUUAGAUCUAGAUUUAAUUAUUCAUAGACAUGCUGCUUACUUUUGUCCAAAGAAAUACAUGGUAUUGAAACUGUAGUUGAUUAAUUAUCAAGCCUUGACCAAUCUUA
Molecule: messenger RNA, 1877 nt
Organism: Musa acuminata subsp. malaccensis (wild Malaysian banana)
Lineage: Eukaryota; Viridiplantae; Streptophyta; Magnoliopsida; Zingiberales; Musaceae
Source: RefSeq, a predicted model, not a curated record